Molecule: messenger RNA, 1224 nt
Organism: Heterobasidion irregulare TC 32-1
Lineage: Eukaryota; Fungi; Basidiomycota; Agaricomycetes; Russulales; Bondarzewiaceae
Product: Ribonuclease, T2 family
Exons: 14
Coding region: 1-1224 (407 amino acids)
Biological process (GO): RNA catabolic process
Cellular component (GO): extracellular region
Molecular function (GO): ribonuclease T2 activity; RNA binding
Source: RefSeq, a predicted model, not a curated record
AUGUUUUCCCUCUCAUUGCUUUGGGUCGCCCUCUCUGGUUCGGCUGCUGUUAGUGCUAGCACUAUUAACACCACGUUCGCGAGGCCUCUGGACCACUUGUUCAAGCGCUUGAGCACCAGCUGUGGAACUUCCGGGCAAACGUCAUGUCUGAACACGACUGCGCAGAGUAACUUGUGCUGUUUCGAGGCCCCUGGGGGCUUGCUGCUGCAGACUCAGUUCUGGGACACCAAUCCUUCUACCGGGCCUAGCAACAGCUGGACCAUUCAUGGGUUGUGGCCAGACAAUUGCGAUGGCACCUUCAAAUCGAGCUGUGAUUCCAGCCGUGCUUACACGGGCAUUAGUUCGCUCCUUUCUAGUCAGGGAGCAAGCGACACCCUUUCCUUUAUGGACGACUACUGGGUUGACAUCAAUGGCGAUAAUGAGCAAUUUUGGGAGCACGAAUGGUCAAAGCACGGAACUUGUAUGAGCACGCUGCACACCAGCUGCCUUCCUUCUGGAAGUGCAAAGGGCGCAGAGGCCGUAGCUUUCUUUCAAACCGUCGUCAAGUUGUUCAAGUCGCUUCCAACGUACGAUUGGCUUGCUGCCGAGGGAAUAACUCCGAGUUCCAGUCAAACAUUCACAUUGUCCCAAAUAACAUCUGCGCUCAAGUCUCAGUCAGGGGUCACUCCGGCGCUCGAUUGCGAUGGAAAAAAUCUGAAUCAAAUCAGCUGGUACUUUCAUCUGAAAGGGUCUGUCAUUGACGGGAAGUUUGUCGCCAUCGAUGCACCGGAGGCAGGAUCAUGCGCAUCCACUGGACUCAAGUAUCCUCCCAAGUCUGGAACACCUGUGAGCAGCGUAAGUACGUCUAAUGCCCCAGGAGAUCUUCCUUCCAAGGCUACUAUCAGCGUGUUGACGUCCUCUGGUGCUGUCGGAGGACUCCUUUCAGCGGGUACAUGGUCUGUGCAGACACCGGGAACUUAUACAAUAUCCGGGACAGGCUCGAGUUUCACCUUGACAUCAUCCAAGGGCAAAUGCGCAGUCCAAAGCUCGUCUUUAAUAUGCGGCAGCAGCGUCUCAACCGCUUCCACGUUCUCUGCGGUCACGUCAGGAAGCGACCUACUUGUAGCUUUCAGUGGAUCCACGGCAUUUUCUAGCAGUGCAGUUCCCAGUGGAGCCGUCCAGCAGACGUUGGUUACGGGCAAUGGCCAAUCUCAACAUGUCACGCUCGCUCUUGUGUCGACAUGA